This is a messenger RNA of Chaetomium globosum CBS 148.51, 1872 nucleotides long. RefSeq lists its product as uncharacterized. The record is from RefSeq and is a predicted model, not a curated record. The transcript has 2 exons. Lineage: Eukaryota; Fungi; Ascomycota; Sordariomycetes; Sordariales; Chaetomiaceae. The coding region runs from base 1 to 1872 and encodes 623 amino acids.
AUGGCGACGGCGAAACGAACGGCUACUGUGACUCUGCGGAACAGCCGGCGCCGCCAGACCCUACCCAUCGCUUCCCUAGCAAUCCCGAGUCUGCUGAUGAGCGCCGCCGGAGUCGCGAGCGCAAACUGUGAAGCCGAGUUCUUGUUCCCAACGCCAGAACUCACCCUUCACCACCUCGACACCAUCAACAUCACCUACCGUUCCGACCUCGCACAUCCCACACUAUCGUGUUGGUGCGGCGCGACCGGGCGGGCAACACAGAAGUUCAGAGACAACAAUGUCGAUCCGUUUAACGGGAGCGCCACCGUUACUCUAACUUUUUUGUCCGACGAUCCUUGUUGGUUCGAGCUCGGCUCCCUUUCUGGUGACUGCCGACAGACCAGCGAGACGUUUGUCCUGUCUGCCGACCAGCGCAACACGGGCGAUUAUUCGGCCAACGACGCGUCGAAGCCGCCCCGCCUGCAGCCCUUCUCGACGACACCCCCCUUGGCAGCUCGCACUGCCGCCGACGUGGACUCCAAGAAGUCUGACGCCCGGGACGAAAGCUUUAGCACAGGCGCCAAAGCAGCUCUAGGGGUCGGAGUCGCGCUCAUCUGCAUCGCCAUCGGCGCCAUGGCCUCCUUUUUGUACUUUAGGCGCCGGCGCCGCACGCCAGACAAUGAAGUAUCCGGCGCCAUAUUCGACCACGGUCGCCGGGGAAGGAAAGGGGCGGAGAAGAAGCGGGGGGGUGCCUUGUCAGAAACGUCUGGGAGUUCGGACGAGCCGCUCUGCCCCAUACAACCAGUAUUCGACGGCUUCCCUGGCUCGAUGGGCUACGAAGACGUACGCUCGCUCCACUCUACUUCGCAGACACAUUCUACCCACUCGCACUCCCCCACGACGACACAGUCACCCACCCACUCGCAGUCAGGCGGAUUCUGGACGCACGAGCGCAGCAUCGAACGAGAGGAGCUCACAGCGGCGCGGCUCAAGUCUCAACUUCAACCCUCGGCGCCGACGGUCGUAUCGUAUGGCCCCAAUCCCGUCACACCCACCCUCACACCCCGAAUUACCCCGCGACUGAACAUCCACCCGGUCACUACCCCAAUAACCCCCGGCGGCAUCGAACAACUACCGGGUCACGUUCCCAUGAUGCCCCUCCCCUCCUCCGAGUACGCCGACUACUCCAACUACAGCAUCCCGCCCCCAGCACCUCUCCCCAUGUCCACCCCCACGCCCGACUCCAAGCCCUCACCGCCGCGCCAACAAGCCGCCAUCCCCAUCGUCGUCUCGUACGGCCCCAACCGGGUAACGCCCACCCCGCUCGUCGUAUCCCCGACCGUCCCACCCGACGAGUCCAUCGUCAACCGGCGCAUCCAAGAAGCCUCCUCCUCCUCGGCCGGCUCGCACGAGCGGCAAUUCUCGUGGGAGGCCGACUCCCCCUUGCUCGGCGCGUCCAUGGGCCCGCUCCCGCCGUACGCGACGACCGAGGACUUCGAGGCCAUGGAGAAGGGCGCCGUGCGCAAGCUGGCCGAGCCCCAGGCCCAGGCCGAGCUGCCCCCCACCAAGGACGGCUUCUACCACUACACCUCGGACAUCGUCGAGUACGAACUGCCCGGUGCUGCGCCCCAGCACGCGCCCCAGCUGCCGUUUAGGCCGUACCAGCCGCACGGGGCGUAUAACGGUGGCGGUGCGAGCGGGAGUGGGAGUGGAAGUGGAAGUGGGCCGCAUCAGGGGCGGGAGAUUGAUGAGCAGAAGUUUUUGCUGGAUGAUGUGGAGAUUAUGAGGUUGAGAGAGGCAAAGGCGAGGGCGAGGGCCGCCAAUGCGAGGCGCGAGAGGAGGGAGGGAGAUGGGGAUGUGGAAGAGUUUGAUCUGGGUGAGGGAGCGAGGUGA